AUGGUUGGCCGUGUGGCGCGCGACCUGGCGGAGAGAUGCGGGCUCGGCUCGGCUGGCGUGGUGAUCGAUGGAGCGGUCGAGUGGAGGGGAGGUGAAGGGAUAAGGUUUGGGGAGACGAGUUAUGGUGAUACUGGAAAGCAAAAUCUAUUGGGAUCUUGCCCCAGAGUACAGCGUACCAACAUUAAUAUAAAAUUGUUUAUCCUGGCAACCACUAGGUUGGAGAUGACACAUAUGUUUCCAAGGGAAGGUGCCUCAUCUAGCUCAACCUCAAUGAGCAGCCAGAGGAGUGAAACUGAUGAUGAUAGGAUGAUUGCGAUGGUUCUCUCCGAAGAAUAUGCCAAGUUAGAUGGUGCUAUGGCCAAGCGUCUUACUAAUUUAACAUCGAUUCCUCAUGUUCCCCGGAUUAACACAUACUUCCCGACAUAUAGUGAUGCCACUAUGGACCAUUAUCGCCUUCUUGAUAGGCUAAAUGCAUACGGCUUGUUUGAGGUGAGAGUAUCUGGUGAUGGAAAUUGUCAGUUUCGUGCACUCUCAGACCAACUAUAUAGAUCACCUGAUUAUCACAAGCAUGUUCGAAAGGAGAUUGUAAAGCAGCUCAAGGAAUGUAACUCCUUAUAUGAAGGUUACGUUCCAAUGAAAUAUAAACAUUAUUGCAAAAAAAUGAAGAAGUCUGGUGAAUGGGGUGACCAUGUCACGCUACAAGCAGCUGCAGACAAGUUUGCUGCAAAGAUAUGUCUUCUUACAUCAUUCAGAGAUACCUGUUUUGUUGAAAUUGUUCCUCAAUAUCAAACUCCACAGAGAGCUACAGCACGAUCCAGGCAUACAGCACUAGAUACAGUUACAAUGCUGAACCUGAGCCUUGUGAAUAGAUACUCCUUUACUGACAUUCAGGUUGAUUGUAUACCCUGCCCUAUUCGUUCAUUGUUUAUUCUUUAUUUAUACAGCUACAUUAUUAGUGCUCUUCAUCAGUUCAUUAUUCACUUCAUUUUUGGAAGAAUUCAUCAUUGCAUUCUUGGCCCAAAUGUUCAUUGCCUUUUUCUGACACAUUUUAUGGUGCAUGGCUUGUCCGCCUGA
Molecule: messenger RNA, 1074 nt
Organism: Miscanthus lutarioriparius
Lineage: Eukaryota; Viridiplantae; Streptophyta; Magnoliopsida; Poales; Poaceae
Source: the annotation of a GenBank genome assembly